This is a messenger RNA of Alosa alosa (allis shad), 1681 nucleotides long. RefSeq names its product cilia and flagella associated protein 410 (gene cfap410). Bases 95 to 862 code for a protein of 255 amino acids. The record is from RefSeq and is a predicted model, not a curated record. Gene Ontology annotation, molecular function: protein binding. Gene Ontology annotation, cellular component: U4/U6 x U5 tri-snRNP complex. Lineage: Eukaryota; Metazoa; Chordata; Actinopteri; Clupeiformes; Clupeidae. Gene Ontology annotation, biological process: mRNA splicing, via spliceosome; cytoskeleton organization. The transcript is spliced from 7 exons.
AAAAACCUCCUCCCUGCUAGUAAUGGAUGCGCUUUAUGUUGUGCUUGUUUGGGGUAAUUUAUGUCUUAGAGGGUCAAUCUGAAUUGUUAUCGUAAUGCCAGGAGAAGUUAAAUUAACCCGAAAGCUCGUACUUGCGAGGGCUAAAGCGUCGGACCUCGAAAGUGUCAAGAAGUUAAACUGCUGGGGAUGUAACCUGAUAGAUAUCUCCAUUUUCACUGAGAUACCCAAUAUUGAGGUGCUGACACUGAGUGCCAACAAAAUCUCUUCUCUGGAGCACAUAUCUAGCUGCCAGAACCUCACAGAGCUCUAUUUGCGGCGCAAUGACAUCCAGAGCCUCUCGGAGCUGUGUCACUUGAAGAGCUUGGCACGGCUGCGGGUUCUGUGGCUAGCUGAGAACCCAUGCUGCGAGGCGGACCCGACCAAGUACCGCCUCACGGUACUACGGAACUUGCCGGGUCUACACAAGCUAGACAACCAAGUGGUGACGGAGGAAGAGCUGGCCCAGGCCCUAGAGGAUGGCGAGGAGAUAUGCACGCCUCCAGGCCCAGCCUCCGCAGAGUCCACCAAUGGCAUGACGGAGGCCGACUCUGAGAAUGACCCCUUGAACUACAGCAUGGAGGAGACCAAUAAAAUCCGGGCGCAGCUGGGCAUGAAGCCAUUACCCCGGGACAAAUUCUCGUCAUUCUCCUCCCCGAGGGAAUCUGGAGCAACCCCAAGAAAAAGGAGUCACACUCUUGAAGCCGUGCUUCUGCUGCUGAAGGAUCUCAACUCCGAGGAGCUGAAGAUCGUUCAGGCCGCCACUGAGAACAAAUUACGAUCCCGUUGUCGACACAAGGAGAAAAUCCCCCUUGUCGAGACUUAACAAGCCAUGGUGGCUCUGUCCAAUAAUAACCAACAGGGUACCUUCCUAGGAUAGUUUCCUUGAUGCCAUCUAUGGAAAUUCUUGCUGAUAACCCAUCCAAUACAGACAAUGCAUGAUGGAAGAAUGACAAAUACACUAUUUAUUAGGGUACUGUAAGGAUCACCGUCACUUCAAUGUUAUCAUUGGCUAGAAGCACAUCAUAUCAAAUACAUAUACUGUAGCACAUAUAUUACACUCAACAGUAGCACUUAAUCCCCAUAAGAGCAUUUUCAAACGCUUGUUUGUAUUGUGGAGUGUUAAUUAGUAUUUGUAGUGAAUGACCAAGCUGCCUACUACUGAGUGCACACAUUGCCAUUUCUGUAUGGAUUUGUAUGCUUUUACUGUAUAUUGAUCCCUUCUCAGCAUGUCAGGACAGAGGGAUGUAACUAGCCAUUGCUUAUCAGUUCAGUGUUCACAGCGCAGUAGUUCAUUCAUUACAAUAAUUUCCCAGCUUUACACUAUACACCUCUCCUGUGGUUUCGGUGUCCUGGUCUUCAAUACGCCAAAGCGCAAGAAUUGAAAUGGAAAGUGUUGCUUAUUAACUUGUCAUUUGAACUGUGCAGAGUAUUGGCCUUACAGUCCAAAACGCUGUCAACUAUGAAGAAAGCAGGAUCAGUGUUCACUUGCAUGGAAUGAAUCGCUCUGUUUGCCUUCAUUAAGUUUUGACGCUUCUGGUUAGCUUUGGGAUUGUGUUUAGUUUCUCAGCAAGUGCUUAUUUACGGUCUUUUCUGGCUUAUUGAAGUUAAUUUUCACAUAUUUUUCUAUGUCUUGUCAAUAAAC